AUGACCACGGCCGCGGUCGAAAUCCUGGUAGGCCCAGCAUCCUCGGGCAAGACUCGACGGCUGUUGGAGAUCUACUGCGCUGAGUUGGAACAGGGGAAACCGGGCAGCGUUCUGUGGAUCUCGCCUACGCAUCGUAGCUGUCAAGAAGUUCGCGAUCAGCUCCUCGUCACUUCACCACGGGCAGCACUCGCUCCCGGUGUGAUGACGUUUGAAGCGUUGGCUGAAAGUGUGAUCGACGCCUCUCCGCUUCCUGUGCGGGGAGUGAGUCGGCUUCAGAAACGGCAUCUACUUCGUCAUCUGGUCGCCGCGGCAAUCGAGGGGAACCAUCUCGAAUACUUCCGCCCGAUUGCUAACACGGCAGGUUUUGUCGAUCUGCUGGCCGAAUUCAUCGGCGAGUUGAAACGGUUGGAGGUUUGGCCCGAACACUUGGCCGAGAUCUAUAACCGCACGGGCAAGUCGGCAAAGAACCGUGAGUUGCUCACGAUUUACCAAGCGUAUCAAGAUGAGCUUAACGCACAUCAUCUUUAUGACGCCGAAGGUCGCUUCUGGUCGGCUCGCACGAUGUUGCGGGGAGGGCAGCGCCGCCCCUUCGAUCGCUUGCGGUUGGUCGUCGCCGAUGGGUUCACCGACUUCACGCGAACGCAGCAUGAAAUGCUCGAGAUCUUGGCCGACCGCGUCAAACGAAUGCUGGUUAGCCUUCCAAUGGACCCCGCUUCGGCGGACGAAUCGUCAACAGCAGAAGUCGCGUCGCGUUCGCACCUGUUUGAGAAAUCGCUCACUACACUGGAUGAAUUUCGCAAGCGACACGAAACGGUUCGCAUCGAGACACUCGAGCGACGUGAUUGGUGGCCGGCGCUUUCGCACAUCGAACAGCAGCUAUUCCGCGACCCGCGGGAAGUGAGCGAUGCGCCCGGUACCGCGGGGAUUGAAAUUCUUGCCGCCGGGGGUGUUCUUUCAGAACUGCAACAAGUGGCGCUGCGGAUCAAACGGUUGCUGUUGGAGGGAGACCCUGAAACGGGCGUGAAACGCGUUUGGCCUGAAGAUAUCGUGGUGGUGUUUCGCUCGCUAAGCGCAAAGGCGACGCUGGUUCGAGAGGUCUUCCGUGAUUUCGGGUUGCCGGCCUCUUUUGAAUCGCCACGCAAAUUGGGCGAUGCGAAGAUCAUCACUGCCGUGGUUUCAUUGCUGCGGCUCGAUGUCGAUGAUUGGCCAUUUCAUCAAUUAUUGGCCGUGCUGUCGAACACUUAUCUGCGGCCGUUGCAGGAAGAUGUCUCGCUGAGUGCACGCAUUGCCGAACGAGUGAUUCGACGGGCUCAGAUUCCCAAGGGACGGCAUGCCUUGUUGAAUUGGGUCGAACACCGAGUUCAGCGCGAGGCCGAAGCGGAGUACGAAAGUUCCGCUAUCCCUUUCCAACAGGCAUGGCCCUGGUUCCAGUGGCUGGCCACUACGCUCGAUGCGUUGCCUGAACGAGCGACGCCCCGGGCUUGGGCCGAGGCGCUUCGCGAAUUGAUCGACCUUGAAAAAAGCCUCUCAGGAGAGCCAGUAGAUACAGCACGUGUUUUCGAUGACGAAGACCAGUUGGCUUGGGCGCGGUUAACCGAGUUAUUGGAAUCGCUCGAACAGAUUGACGUGCAUACGGAGGGGAACGCGAAGGCGAUUGAUCGGGCCGAGUUGCUCACGCUGCUGACCGACCUGGCAUCCAACGAGCGGUUGCCCGAGAUUAGCGAUGAAACCGGCUGCAUUCGUGUGAUGUCGGCCCAAUCGGUCCGCGGACUUCACGUUCCCUACUUGUUUGUGGCAGACUUGGCCGAGCACGUGUUUCCGUCGUCUCAUGCGGGCGAUCGCUUGUACAACGAGUCGGAGGCCUCGGAGUUGAACGCCGCUGGGCUCGCGCUGCGAAACCGUGCUGAGCAUCACAGCGAAGAGAUGCUGCUGUUCUAUGAAGUGCUCACCCGCGCCACGAAACGUUUGUUCCUGAGCUACGCCGCGUGGACGGAAAAAGCCGACCCGCUGCUGCCGAGCCCCUUCUUGUCCGACCUGCGUCGGGCCUGCGGUGAAACGGCCAUUAAGACCGUGGAGGUUCACGAUCUGAGCCCCAUCCCGCAGCAAGAGCUUCCUUACAGCGAAGGUCAGUGGCGAGUGUUGGGCAUGUCGCAAGCGCUGGCAGGCGAGACAUCGCUGAUGGCCUCACUAUGGUCCGCUCCGGAAACUGCCACGGUGGCCAGCGGGAUGCUGGCGGCGGUCGAUGUAUACGGCAACCGAAAAAGUCGUCAGGAGUUCGGCACCUAUGAAGGCGUGUUGGGCCCAGCGGCGGCCAAUCGACUGGGUGAACGCUUCGGGGCGAACCACGUCUGGUCGGCCGCGGAACUCGAGCAAUAUGCCACCUGUCCGUUCAAGUUCUUUGCCGAACGGGUGCUGAGGUUGCAGCCGCUCGAAGCAUUGGAACUCGAAACCGACUACGGUCGACGUGGGUCGGUGGCGCACGAUGCACUGGCCGCGAUGCAUCGCCGGCUGCUGGUCGAUCCCGUGGCCACGCGAUCGAUGGCAUCGUUGGAACUCGAAGAGUUCGAGGCCAUGCUGCAGGAGGAACUCACCCGUCUGUUGGAUGUGGCUGAAGUCGACCGCACAGUGGGCGGGGCCAUGCGGUUGAUCGAUCGUCGUCGCUUGUUAGCCGAUCUGAGCGGCUAUGCCGAUUCGCACAAGCUGUACGACGGAAAAUGGGAGGGCUGUUCAAACCCGCCAUCGCCCAAGCACUUCGAAGUUUCAUUCGGUUUGGAGCGUCAGUCCGACGACACACUUUCGACGCGCGAGCCCUUGGUGUUAAACGCCCAUGGCGAGUCAUUCAAGGUUGGGGGGCGUAUCGACCGCAUCGACAUCGGCGAAGCCGCCGGCGAAGUGAUCUUCAACGUGCUCGACUACAAGACGGGGCAAAUUCCUGGGGCAAAGUUCCAGACAUUAAGAGACAAAGACGCUUUGCAGUUGCCGCUGUACGUGCUGGCCACCGAAGAGGUGUUACUUGGCUCUCAAUCAGCGAUUGCCUUUGCCGCGGGCUAUUGGUCGCUUGGGCGAAGCAGCAAAACGGAGUUCAAGUCGGCCAUCGGCAUGGCCAGCGUGGUGAACUCCACUCUGCAACGAGGCGAAGAGUAUGACCAGCUCCGUGAGUGGCUGUCCGAUCGCGUCUGUUCGGUCGUUGGAGAAGUCAUGGCAACCGCCAACCGCACCAACCACCUGACCGACGAGCAGCAUCGCGCGAUCUUCGAACGCGACGCUUCAAUUGCGCUCUCAGCCGGGGCCGGUUGUGGGAAGACGUUCGUACUGACCGAACGCUUCUUAACGAGCAUCUCUCCUGCGGACGGCAAUAAGCCAAACGCUCUGAGCGACUUGGUGGCCAUUACGUUCACCGACCGUGCAGCCCGCGAGAUGCGAGAUCGCAUUCGGGCGAAGUGUCACCAGCGAUUGAUGGACGCCUCACCGGAGGAGGCCUCGCAGUGGUUGGAGAUCUACCGCCACAUCGACUCGGCCCGGGUGAGUACGAUCCACGCGUUCUGCGCCUCGCUAUUGCGGCAAUACCCGGUUGAAUGCAAUCUCGAUCCGAGAUUUACCGUGCUGGACGACGCGGCGACCGAAACGCUGCUGGCCGAAACCAUCGACACGCAGCUUCGCGACAACCUGGCCCAAAGAGACGAAGCCACGCUCGCCUUAAUGGUCGACUACUCGCUCCGCGAACUACGGAUCAUGCUCGGCCAAUUCAUCACGGCCAGGCACAGCAUCGACUUCGAUGAAUGGAGCGGUAAGAGCCCCGAGGAGAUAACCCAGGCUUGGUUGGCGUUUCAUGAAUCGAAACGCGAUUUGAUUGCCAUACGGAAGCUGGUCUCGGCGGCUGAGGUUGAUCGAGUGAAGCGAGUCAUCAACACGAUUGAGCCCGUGGGCGAUGUGAUGGCGCAGCGGUUUGCCACCCUACAGGCGACGUUCGCUGAACUGGGUGAUACCGAUCGUUUGCACGAACAUCUCCAGAUCCUGCAGGACAACGCGCAGAUCAAAGGAUCCAGCCCUGCGAAGGAUUGGCCUGACCCCAGUGAGCGGCAGCUCUUUCAGAAAGAAGCGGAGAAACUACGGAAACGGAUCAAGGCCAUUCAAGACGUCGGCGAGUUCGACCCGGUGGAAGCCCUGCCGGUGGCGAAGUACGGUCUGCAGUUGCUCGAAGUUACCAGAGAUAUUGUCGCGGCGUACGAAGCAAGAAAGCAGCGGCUGGCCGCGCUCGACUUCGACGACCUGAUGAUUCGCACGAAGCAGUUGCUCACCUCGACGGAGCAUCCGCACGUCAGUCGUCGCGUGGCUGCGGGCAUAGAGCACCUGCUGAUUGAUGAGUUUCAAGACACCAACCAGCUUCAGGUCGAGUUGGUGGAGGCUCUCUGUGGCGAACGCAAGCUCAGCGGCAAGUUGUUCAUUGUGGGCGACUUCAAACAGUCGAUCUAUCGCUUUCGUCAGGCUGAACCGAAAAUCUUUCGCACAUUGCGGGAGGAAAUGCCGGAGGGCGGCCGGCUCUCGCUCACGCAGAACUUCCGCAGUCAGCCGGCGAUUCUGGACUUUGUGAACGCCCUGUUUUGCGAACCGAUGGGAGAUUCGUACGAACCGCUGCAUGCGUUUCGGCAGCAAGUUUCCCCGACGCCUGCGAUUGAGUUUCUGUGGGCCACCGUCAGUGGUGAAGACGCGAAGAUUAAGAACCGCCAGGACAAGACUCCGGUUGGUCUGCGACGCAAGCACGAGGCCGACUGGAUCGCCCGGCGUAUUCGGCAGAUGCUCGACAGUGGUGAGCCCAUUGUGUGGGACUCGGCUUCCAAGGAACCCGCGGCACGUCCACCACGCCUGGGCGAUUUCGCGCUGCUGUUUCGCGCACUCUCGGAUGUCGAACUGUAUGAAUCGGCACUGCGGGAAUAUGGGCUCGACUACUACUUGGUCGGUGGUCGGGCGUUCUAUGCACAGCAAGAGAUUUACGACCUGGUAAAUCUGCUUCGCACGUUGGCGAGCGAGGCCGACGAAGUAAGCCUGGUGGGAGUGCUGCGCAGCCCGUUCUUUUCACUUAGCGACGAUACCCUGUUCGGGCUGGGACAGCAUCCCGAAGGGCUCGCGGCAGGGCUGUUUACUGAGGAUCAUCAUCCGGCGAUCGAAAAGGAGCAACAACGACGAGCGGCGCGGGCCGCCGCGGUGAUUCGAGAACUGCGAUCGAAGAAGGACCGCCUAUCGAUUACCGGACUGAUUCAAGAAUCACUGCGACUCACCGGCUACGAUGCAGCGCUGUUGGCCGAGUUUCUCGGCGAGCGGAAGCUGGCCAAUUUGUACAAGCUGAUUGAUUCGGCGCGACGCUUUGACAGUUCAGGCAUGUUCACCUUAAACGACUUCGUGGUGCAGUUGGCCGAGUUCAUUGCCAAACAGCCGGCAGAACCGUUGGCGGCGACCAUGCCGGAGUCGACGGAAGUGAUUCGUCUGAUGACGAUUCACCAGUCGAAGGGGCUCGAGUUCCCGAUAGUGAUUGUGCCCGACCUCGAUCGUAAGCCGCAUGCCGACAGCAACCCGGCGGCGUUUCACCCAGAGUUGGGCCCGCUGGUGAAGUCGCCCUCGGGCAGCAAGAUGCCGACGGGGCUCGAUCUUUACCGGCAGGGGGAAGAACUCGAGGGCGAAGAUGAGACCACGCGGUUGCUCUAUGUAGCCACGACGCGGGCGGCCGACUACUUGAUGCUUUCGGCCGGCGUCGAGGCGGUUGAUCGGCCGGAGUCGCCAUGGCGAAGGGUGAUCGAACGCCGCUUCGAGUUGGACACCGGUGAAAUGCUGGGCGAGUUACCCCCGGGUUAUGCAUUGCCCGAGGUGAUGGUGACCCUCGAGAAACCCGAGCUGCCGAACUUCCACAAAGAAUCCAGCCGCGGGGUAAAGCUGGAAAAGGUGAUUGGCGAAAUAGAGACCGCUCGGAAGGGAAUACCACGCCCACCAGAAACUGUGGGGCCGAUUGCACCUCACCGGGCCGCCCGCCGGCAGUUUUCUUUUUCGAGGUUAACGGGUGCACUGAAGCCCCAAGAGUCGCCCGCAGUGGAGGCAGAGACCGCCCUGGUGUCGAAGGCCGCCGAGGUUGCCGGUCCGCGGGACGGGGCUUCCGACCCGCUGCUGUUAGGUUCGCUGGUACAUGCCGCGCUCGCGCAGUGGCCGGGUUUGAUGAGUGAAGGAAACAAGGCGGCCGCGGCCCCAGAGCAGUUGGUGCAAUUGCAGGCAGACAAGUUGCACAUUGCCGAUUCGGUGUUGAUUGGCGACGCCCGCGACUUGGUGCGAGGGUUUGUCUCCAGCCCACGGGCCGAAGCACUUCUGGCCGCUAAUGAGGUUCACGCCGAAAUCGAGUUCAUGCUUCCCUGGCCGCCGCAGGACGAGGCUUCAAGCGAGGGAGCCGCAACACGGUGGAUCGGCGGCGUGAUUGACUGCCUUUAUCAGUCGCCCGACGGAGUGUGGCAUUUGCUCGACUACAAGACGAACCAACUCACCGGCCGUGGGGUCGAAGAGGUGGCCAAUCCGUAUCGCAUGCAGAUGUUGCUGUACGCUCUGGCCAUCGAACAAUCGUUGGGCACUCAGCCUGGCGAACUCUGUCUGCGUUUUCUCCGCGGAGGGGUUGAGCACAUCUUCGAGCUUGAUAAGUCUUCUCGUGAGUGGGUUGUCGGCGAAGUGAACCGCGCGAUGGACUUGCUUGUCUCCUAG
This is a messenger RNA of Cladocopium goreaui, 6732 nucleotides long. NCBI's taxonomy places the organism in Eukaryota, Dinophyceae, Suessiales, Symbiodiniaceae. The record is from the annotation of a GenBank genome assembly.